Molecule: messenger RNA, 777 nt
Organism: Solea solea (common sole)
Lineage: Eukaryota; Metazoa; Chordata; Actinopteri; Pleuronectiformes; Soleidae
Product: galectin-1-like
Exons: 6
Coding region: 193-600 (135 amino acids)
Molecular function (GO): carbohydrate binding
Source: RefSeq, a predicted model, not a curated record
UGCUGGGGUGUUAUCAAAAACCUGUGGAACAACAAAAGCCACAUUUUAAAAGGUCUUUCUAGCAGAAGAGCUUCCCCAGGACACCGAAACACACCAGCUGCUGCAGCACAGCAACACACAACGGACUGUGCCUGUGUGUCAAAGCCACCAUCCUACAUCUUCCAGGAUUCUUCACUAACACCAGGAUUCAACAUGAGCACACAUUUUGAAGUGAAGAACGUGGCUCUGCAAAAUGGAGAUCGGCUGAAAGUAAAGGGAGUGAUUUUGCCAGAUGCUCAGAGAUUCCAAAUCGACCUUGGCCGUGAUAAAGAUGACUUGGCACUGCACUUCAACCCUCGUUUCCAUGACGACAUUGACGGAGCUGUGCUUGUGUGCAACUCAAAGACUGCUGGUUGUUGGGGAGAUGAGAAACGGGAAGUAUACAACCCCCUAGAGAGAGGCACAGAUGUCAAGAUUGUAUUGAAACUGGAAGGAGACAUGUUUGAGGUGGAACUUCCAGAUGGAUAUGAAGUCAACUUCCCUUAUCGUGUUGGCAUGGAUGUCAUCAACUUUGUCCGAGUCACCGGCGACUUCAAGCUGACGUCCUUCAAGAUCUGCUAAGAGAUACAGUUGCUCACACCUGUGUUUACUAGUUUGGUUUAAGGAUGACAAUUUAAGACUUGAUCACGUAUAAAAAAUAUCUUGCUAGUCAAGUGAUGUAGUCCCACAAUGGAAGUGUGUCUUUAUUUAAAAAUGUCGUGUUGUGCCCAAGAAUAUUAAAUGUUUAAAUUCAAAUAA